AUGGCCUUUGCGCUGCAUCCUCCUGUGACGCCACGGCCGUUGCCAGGCAACCGCGAACGCCUUGGUGGCCCAGGCACGGGCGAGCCCGGGCUCCGGAGGAGGCGGCGGUGGUGCCAGCUGGGACCCUGGGAGUGUCCCAAGCGCCCGCUCCUCCCGCCGCGGCCCCGUCCCCGCCGCAAGCCCCUGCCCCGCGCGGGCACCGGCCGCGCCAUGGCCGCGGAGGAGGUGAAGGUGGUCCUGCGCUGCCGGCCCAUGAACCUGCGCGGCCAUUGCUUCAUCCAGAACCCGGGCGCCGCCGAGGAGCCCCUCAAGCAGUUCACCUUCGACAGCGCCUACCACACGGACCACGUCACCGAGCAGAUCUACAAGGAGAUCACCUACCCGCUGGUGGAGGGUGUCACCAAGGGCUACAAUGGCACCAUCUUUGCCUAUGGCCAGAUGGGCAACAGAAAGUCCCUCACUAUGCAGGGCCUGCCGGACCCGCCCUCCCAGCGGGGCAUCAUUCCCAGGGCCUUUGAGCACCUGUUUGAGAGUGUGCAGUGUGCAGAGAACACCAAGUUCCUGGUGCGGGCCUCCUACCUGGAGAUCUACAGUGAGGACGUGCGGGAUCUGCUAGGAGCAGACACCAAGCAGAAGCUGGAGGUGGGUGAGCACCCGGAGAAGGGCAUGUAUGUGAAGGGGCUGUCCAUGCACACGGUGCACAGCGUGGCACAGUGCGAGCGCAUCAUGGAGAGGGGCUGGAAGAACCGCUCGGUGGGCUACACCCUCAUGAACAAGGACUCCUCGCGCUCCCGCUCCAUCUUCACCAUCAGCAUCGAGAUCUACGCUGUGGAUGAGCGGGGCAAGGACCACCUCCGCGCUGGCAAGCUGAAUCUGGUGGACUUGGCGGGCAGCGAGCGGCAGUCCAAGACAGGAGCCACCGGGGAGCAGCUCAAGGAGGCCACCAAGAUCAACCUGUUGCUGUCAGCGCUAGGCAACGUCAUCUCGGCACUGGUGGACGGGCGCUGCAAGCACAUCCCGUACUGCAAUUUGAAGCUCACCCAGCUGCUACAGGACUUGCUGGGCGACAACACCAAGACGCUGAUGAUGGCCUGCCUGUCGCCUGCUGACAACUACUACGACGAGUCCCUGAGCACGCUGCGCUAUGCCAACCUGGCCAAGAACAUCAAGAACAAGCCGCGCAUCAAUGAGGAGCCCAAGGACGCGCUCCUUCACAAGUACCAGGAGGAAAUCAAGAAGCUCAAGGCCAUCUUGGCCCAGCAGAUGGGCCCUGGCGGCCAGACAGCCCUACUGUCUGGCCAGGAGCCCCAGAGUCGCGGCCAGGGUGAGGAGAAGCUGAUCCCACCUGUGAACCAGCAUGACGCUGAGACUGAGAAACAGCUCAUCCGGGAGGGACAGUUUGGCUCCUGCCACUCAACAUGA
This is a messenger RNA of Ochotona princeps (American pika), 1422 nucleotides long. Its product is annotated as kinesin-like protein KIF17. Gene Ontology annotation, molecular function: microtubule motor activity; ATP binding; microtubule binding. The record is from RefSeq and is a predicted model, not a curated record. Gene Ontology annotation, biological process: microtubule-based movement. NCBI's taxonomy places the organism in Eukaryota, Metazoa, Chordata, Mammalia, Lagomorpha, Ochotonidae.